AUGAAGGAGGGGAUCGAGGAGCAGAGAGCUCUUUAUACCCGGGGCCAAGCGGCGAGAGGGCGCGUUCCCCGAUCGGGUGGGACUAAACCGGAAGAGGCAGCGCACUGGCACCUAGACUACGAACUAAGUUACAAUGCAGCCAUUUUGGCCAGUUUGCAGAAACUAGAAGAUUUUCUGCUGGGCCUACGCAGAACGCCACUUCCAUCCUCCAAUUCUGAGACGUCACGCUCAAUUUCCGUUGCCCCUUCUUGCACCUCUCCUCAUCGACUUCAUGGUAAGGAGAGUAGCAGAAAAGACUCCGAGUGGCUCGAAGACGUGGGCAUUCGGACCAACUCUUUGAUCUCUGGCCUGUCAGACAGAAUCACUUUUCGUGUUGGUACCAUCCAGCAGAUCUUAGCCAUCACCUCCUCCCCUCCUGGUUCUCAAACCAGGUCUAAUUGUAACGCCACCAAUUGUGUUUGGCUGCCUACUCAAGAUGAAGCCUUACGGUUGUUGGAGAACUAUUGCAAUAACAUUGAACACCUUCAACAUAUACUCCAUGCUCCUUCCGUACGGAUGCUUGUAAAUGAUGUGUAUGCUCACAUCAUUGAAAACAAGCCUGUCCAAUCUGGCCAUGUUGCGCUUCUUCUGAGCAUUUUUGCUAGUACAUCAUACUACUGGAACAUACGUGAUCAAAUUUCUCUCCUGUUUCCAAGCUCCGAAGAGUCAAAUCAAGCCGCUUUGAUGUGGGGCAAAACCGCUUUUGAUGUCUUGGAUAAUUCACGCCGCACAACGUCUGGGGCAAUAGAAGAUGUUCAAGCGACCAUUGUUAUGUAUUUCCUCGUUCUUAGUCUUGAAGGCUCCUCGGCAAGGUGUCGUUCACUCAUGAAUACCGCACUGGUUAUAGCACGAGAUUUCUCCCUGCAUAGGAUCGACGCGCCCAAGACAGAGGAGUUGAAGAUGGCCGAAGGAGAGGUUGGAUUUCAAUGA
Messenger RNA from Endocarpon pusillum Z07020, 969 nucleotides. RefSeq lists its product as uncharacterized. The transcript has 2 exons. Lineage: Eukaryota; Fungi; Ascomycota; Eurotiomycetes; Verrucariales; Verrucariaceae. The record is from RefSeq and is a predicted model, not a curated record. The coding region runs from base 1 to 969 and encodes 322 amino acids.